UUGAUGGAGCGAGAGGAACCCACUCGCAGACUCUUUUUUUUAGCUCAUGUGUUUCUACCUCAUGCUCUCUAGGAAACAUUGGCCUGAGAGCAGGGAGAACGAGACAUGGGGGGAGGGAAAAACAUUUUCUGAAGUCUCUGGUCAUCUGUGUGCAGUCUGCAGGUAAAGGUAUCAUGGUGUAAAAUAUUGAUGGGGCGACAAGUGUGAUCCUAAACGCCGGGCAGGUCUUUGCCCUUCUGAUCGAUGCAUCACACAGCGAGGGGCUGCCAGCAACCCCGCCACAGGCCGAACCACGGACCUCAGUACUGAUUCACGGAGCCUCACUCCUCCUGGAGGAGGAGGUGGAGGUGGAGGUGAGCGGGCAGAGGGAGGUCAGGGAGACCGGCCGCUCGUCCGGGAGCUGUGGUUCAUCGUAGUGAUGACGGCCAUCGCCCUGCUGCUGCUGGCCAUCGUGUUAGGUGUCAUGCUCCAUAAGGCCCUGAACAAACCCCCCUUCACCAGAGAGAGACCCCCGCUGGUGUCCCUGCCCAUGAAGAAGAGGCGCCCCAUGGCUGUUUAUCCAGCCAGCAACUCGGUUUUUGUGAGAGCACAUUUACUGUCACUAUUCACUACAUGAAGAAACAACCUGUUUAAUGGUCGACACUCUGCCUCGUCGCAGCAGAGAACAACAGACCUGUAACUUAGGACAAGUAAACUAGAAUACACAGUUAUAUAAAAUAUACAAUAGAAUACAUUAAAAAAAAGAUUAGUCACUAGUUUUGUUUUAUUACACAGCUCUCUCAUUAAAAAAAUUAUUAUUGCCCAUAUAUUAAAGUAUCUUUUUCUAUUCUAUAUUUGUGUUGUUGACUUUUGAAGUAGUUUGCCUGUAUUUUAAUUGAAAUGUUAUGUUUAUUUUAUACAUGCGGCAAAUUCCUUCUAUGAGGUCUGCGCUAUUUAACUAUGGAGUUAUAUUUGUGGCUCAUUUCUCAGCACAGAAAAAUACUUUUGCAAGCUCAAUAAUUAUAUUUUGUAGAUAAAUUAUCAUCAAGCAAAUAACUACUUAAUUUGAACAAACAAAAAAAAUCUAUAAAAAAUCUCAUUUAUGUUUUCCCAGGAAAAUCCCAGGCACAAAUAUAAUUCCAUAAUAUCAGUGAGACGGACUUGAUGAGUGUAAAUGAUACAUCCGCUCUCCUUUUCAGUUUGACACUGUGCCUGACACAACAGGCUUCUCCAACAGUGUGACACUCAAGGGCUUCACCAUGAAGAUAGAGGAAGUGCUGGAGUCUAAAUGUGAGCCCAUGGAUGAGGUCGCGCCACAGGGUGAGCUGGGGAUCCUCAGUGUGAACUCCCUGAGGCGCAGCGUCAGCCAGGUGAUGGACGGGAAGUCUCUCGCGGGAGACGACGACACCUGGGACCCAAACAUUUCAGGCCAUGACAGUGGGAUGGUGAGAGACCCCAAAAACUUUAUGGACGAUGAGGAAUUUGUUGACACCGUCAAAGGUUUCAGCACGGUGAGGAAGGAGCACACCAUGUUCACCGACACCAACCUGUGACCCGAGGAUGACCUCUGAACCUAACAGGACACACCGGCCAUGGAUGUUUAACAUUUUUUGAUAAGCGAGGCAACUCGCUGGCGUAAAACCCUGACCCGUUAAAGUGUCACUGUGGCUGCUUAGGAGCUGUAACGAGGUCAGACACAGGCAAGGUUUCUUCUCCCUCACUAAGGAAACAUGACUCAUGACAAGAUCACUGGAGUAACUGUGGCAACUGGGAGGAGAAAGGAAGCGAGGAUGUGAAGUUUUAGCACAACUUGUCAAAAUACAUUCUCUUGGAGUGGGAAAGAGGAAGUCAGAGUAGAGACUCCGAGCACACAUGGAGAAAAAGACAAACCAAAGAGACUGUGUGGUGAUGCAGCAGAACAUAGGUAUCCAUUUGAGCUUUUUUUCCCUCUAUAAAGAGUAUUUUUAACUGGUCAUUUUGUAAGAGGGAUACUUUUUUAUUUGACAGACAAACUGAGUUUCAUGACUGAGAACUUCUGCAGUCAUCUUCACACAUCUUUGGAAGUUUUUUGGUUAAUAGAAUAAAAAACCUGUUUGUCUGGUGGACCCGAGGACUAGUGAAUACAACUUACAUUAAUCACAUUUCAGGUUUGAGAAACUUUGAUGCAGGAAUUUGUUUUUAAACUACAGAACUGGUUUUCUUUUAUAACUUAUUUUUCAUUUUAAAAACUGUACCUGUGUCAGUCACUGUGAAAACCAUGGAUCUCCAAAUGUGGUAAUUUUGUUUGUUUUAGACAUAGUAGGUUUAAGUA
Molecule: messenger RNA, 2290 nt
Organism: Cottoperca gobio
Lineage: Eukaryota; Metazoa; Chordata; Actinopteri; Perciformes; Bovichtidae
Product: usherin
Exons: 5
Coding region: 1239-1532 (97 amino acids)
Source: RefSeq, a predicted model, not a curated record